Oncorhynchus gorbuscha (pink salmon) is the source of this 3785-nucleotide messenger RNA. RefSeq lists its product as uncharacterized. The transcript is spliced from 2 exons. Lineage: Eukaryota; Metazoa; Chordata; Actinopteri; Salmoniformes; Salmonidae. The coding region runs from base 217 to 1263 and encodes 348 amino acids. The record is from RefSeq and is a predicted model, not a curated record.
GGUUCUGUAUUCUACCAGGCUGUGGCCUCGCAGCCUUCUACAGCGGUUGCUUUCUGGGCUUCAUGUACACUAAACUAUGGGGACCUCUCCCAACUGAGACACCCCAACUCAUACAGGGUUUCUGAUUUUUGUGAACGGCCAGGAUUCGAGGGUUACAUCCUGUGUAGCCUCAGUCAUCAGGACACAGCAGAAUUCAGAUGUUAACAGGAAACAGCAAUGGAGGGAAAGCGUCUUGUUAUUGUGUCGUUUCUGUGGAUGCUGCCACGGGGACUGAAUUGCACAGUGACACUUCAACCUAACCUCCACUCUACCAACUUUAGAAGCAGUGAGGUUACUGCAACUUCGGACAAUAAAGUUUCACCCUUAGAAAUGGCUCAAGAGCCCCUCAACAACGCACCGGAUGAAGGACAACAUAGCACUGUAGCAUCUUCAGUUGAGUUGAAGCUCACAGUGAAAAGUGAACCACAGACUUCAGACCAGGUGUCGACCAGAAACAUUCUCAGCCACGAUCGGCCUUCAAUGCAGCCUUUGCGUAUGAGCACAAAGAGAAACUCCCAGUCACCUCAGGACCGCCAAACAACCAGAUAUAAAAACAAGUCUACGGUGGAGAUCACAGCAGAUGGAGCCCGGGAAACUUCGCUCGCUAUGUGGAAUCAACCUCUGGUAAGGCAAGUUACACCCUCCGGCAAGGACGAAGUUAGUCCAACAGCAUCACCUAGACCUUCUGAGUUGUCCACUCAAACAACCUCACCGACACCAAAUCAACCAACAGAGAUCCAAACGGGGCCUAUUCCGUCCAAUUCUCCAAUAUCGCAGUCCAACGACUCCACAGACAGGAACCGACCCACGCCAAAAAUUGUUGGAUUUGGAGUGACACCGACUAGAGCGGAAUAUACUUUGAACACAGGUGGAGAGGCUCAACUAUCCAGCACCGCCUCCCAGGCUCCAGUCACAAGCAGGAGAUCAACCCCUUCACACCCCACUGAAAUAGGUCCAACAGUCCCAUCUGAGCUGCCUAGUACUGCCACUUCCCCCACCACCCUACCUCCAUCUACAACCAUGACCAAAUCUUCAACCCACGUCUCCACUCCAUGGACGUCGACCAAGCCUGCCAAGACCCUUGCCACCACUGAAGCCUUUGUUACUUCUAGUGUUGACGUUACCAGCAGCAAGGGUCAAUCCACACCAAUGGUCCCCACUAAAAAAGAAGUUGCCACUGCCACCACCACCACGGCAAAAAAGAAACCAAAGCCUCCGACAUAAACUGCAAACAAAGACAAGCGAAAAAAGACGGGGAACCAUGGUACAGCGGCUGUACUGAUUGGUGGGACGCUGUUCAUGAUGCUGGUGGGUUUCGGGGUCAUCUUCGUGAGGAAGCAAAGACAACAGAGGAUCCAGCUGCAGAAUACAGCCUGGGCAGGCCCCUCUCCGUUUCUGGACGGUGGAGUCCAGUCUCAACAGGAUUAUGACGAUAGUGGUGAUGUCCAUCUGAGGGGCUCCAAUGGAAUCUUCUUCUCUGGCUUCCUGUCUCAGCAACUCUCCAAGAGGUUCUCUUUGAUCCAGGAUACUGACCAGGAAUACCAGAUGGGUGAGAUUCCGUCAGGAAGUACAUUCGGAAGAGAGACGGUUUCAGAUUGUUAAACCGUGCAACGGGACUGCCGUGUGAAACAAAGAAAAUACUGAGGAGGUACAACUUCCAGACAACUCCUCAUCUCCUCCGCCACCGACAUCUUCAGAGACCACUGCCACAGCACCCACCCAUGACCAUCAGCCUCCUUCCUCCUUGCAGGAUGUUGAUCUGGGGCCAGACAAUGCUCCCAAUCACUCUUCCUCUCCCUCUCAUACGCCACCAGAUAUCCCAGAAGCUGUUCCUCCACCACUGUUGGGUGUUCACCUGCGUCCCCCCUCAGACCAGGCCAGCCCCCCUCCACCAGAGAGCACAUAUUUCUCCCAUCCCCCCGGACCCGCCUUUACCCAUCUCCAAGCAGUGACAGAUAGCAACACACAGGAAACCCAAUCUCCUCCCCCACCACCCAACAAAGGAAACCACUAACCAAAAAACUAAACUGAUGCUUAUCAGUGUUUUCCUUCCUCUAUCUAUACCUCUAUCUGAUGAAACAUUGCAUGAAAUGGAUCUUCAACUAGGCUUAUAGCCAUAGUUUGAUUGUGAAAACCAAGCUAACCCUCCCCCUAUUUAACAGGAUAACUGACAUUGGCCACAAUAAUCAGCUUUUUCCCCUAUGAUCUUUCUUUGGUAUGAAGGCAACCAAACGUACACUCAGAAAGCUUUCCCAAAUGUUUUGAUUCAAGAUGUGGAUACUUUUCAGAUACAUUUGAAUUCCGCCUGACAAAUCUGUAGCAGUGAUAAUUAUUUAAUGCUUCAAUAAUUGCUUUUCUCCAGUGUACUUUUUGGAGAGAAUCACACAGGAUGUAAAGGCCUAAAUAUCAGCAUCAUACCCAGUGGUGAGAUAAUUCAGAGAAGGAUGCACUGCUGAAGUAAUGUAAUUGUAAUAUUUUGUGUGUGUGUGUGUGUGUGUGUGUGUGUGUGUGUGUGUGUGUGUGUGUGUGUGUGUGUGUGUGUGUGUGUGUGUGUGUGUGUGUGUGUGUGUGUGUGUGUGUGUGUGUGUGUGUGUGUGUGUGUGUGUGUGUGUGUGUGUGUGUGUGUGUGUGUGUGUGUGUGUGUGUGUGUGUGGCAAGUGAACAUUCUCAGAGCAUAAGUCAAGUCAAUGAAAACAAUCUACCCAGGCUGAAACAUUCACGGUGAAAGAAGAAGUACUAAAAAUAAAUUAAACGAAAGGGUGAAUUAUAUAAUUAAACUGAGGAACAAUAGAUAGAAUGAAUGUGAGAAAGAGUGAGCAGGGAGUUAGUCUCUCAGUGGGGCUGGCCCAACACUGUUAGUCAGUGCCUUACUGCAGUGUUGCAGUUGCUCCCAGUGUACUUCAGAGCUGUGCAGCAGUACACUAACAGUAAAGAGAGACAGAAAGAGGGAAAUGUCAGACACACAAAAAAUGCCUCAAUGUCUCAUUGUUAGGAAUUUUAUGAAUAAUGACUAAACAAUAUCUACAUUUAAAUAGAACUAUAACUAAUUAAACUCUACCCUGUUUUACAAUAUCUGAUUAAAUAAUGUUAGUUCCUAAGAAAGAGGUUAUGUAGCAUGGAUAAGUGGUAAUUGGAAAUGAUAACUAUUGUGUAGGAAGGAAUGUGUGUGUGUGUCUUAAGUAAGCAAAGAGGGUCAUUAACCUAUGUUUGAACCGACUCAACUAUAACUCUGUGGCGAUCACUCUGUGGCGGUUUUCCGUAUCUGGAACUGUCUGCUAAAGUGGUAAUAAAUUAUGGUGAGACAAUCCAGAUAUAUUGUGUAUCAUGUAUGUGCGCUAGAGAGUUGUAAUGAACUUUUGAACCUGCUUUGUCCUGGUCGAGAGGGGGAAGGACAUUUUAAAACCUAUGACGUCAUAUGUGAAAUAUAAGCUGUUGUACAUGGUUCUCGGGGCAGCGCGCUCUCGAGAAUAAAUGCUAUUGGCUAAUUUUGAUAGACUGGUCUCUGUCUAUUUUAUGCAAAUAAGGAUCUUACAAAUUCUUAGAACCAAGACAGAGUGAUUUUAAUUGAAUUGGUUAAUGAACACAUAUAGGAAUUAUUCAAUUCCUUUGACACUCAUCUGAAGAGAAACCACAGAAACAAGAUGGGAGACGGAAAGCAACCACCACACCCAAUCACCUACACAUACUUGUCAACAAAUUAGAUGUUAAAUGCUCGUUGUUCAUCAAUCACGUAUUUAUGCAAUAAA